AUGUACGCUUACUUAAUCAAUAAGGAGGGUUAUGACCACGAGUCUCUCAAGGCAUAUAAGUCGUUCGAAGGCUACCGCCUGUUCUGGGAUGGCCAUGUGUUAAAAUUGAUGAAGAACAAGAACUUGUUCAAUGGAUACCACUACGUUAAAUUUGGAGUAAAGCCAACGGAACGAGAGAAAACGCAAGUCGGACAGAAACCAACUUACGAUGGAUGGAUAAUAAUUCAGUCAGAUGGAUCAGUUUACACAGCGCAUUGCCCUUGUAUAGGAGGGUGUGUAUUCUGCUGCCUCGGCUAAUAUUUGGCCAUCUUAAAAAAUGAAUUUGAUUUAUGUAUGUGUUAAAUGAUAAAUCCAGAUUGAUCUGUUCAACUGACACAAUGUUGAAGUGUUAAUGAAAAUAAUAAUUUGCAGCUUUGCGAAAUUUUGUACUUCGUUUCCAAAUUGUUGAAGACAUCUUUAUACUAUGCCCAAGUGUAUGUGAUCUCUAUGGCUUUCAGAAUAAUUUCCUUUUAUCUAGUAUUCAAAACUUUGACUCUGGUCAUCACAAUAUAUCUGUUGAAACUUUUCUUAAUUCCUAAUUUCUUGAUCAGGGCUGAUGGUGCUUGCCGGCACAUUGGUGCCUCGCUUAUUGACCUUGAAGCUACACUGAGAGAAAAUGUUGUAAUACCUUGCACAGGGAGAAAGUGCACUUGGAAACAACGGAAGAGGACUCAUGAGGGCAUGACAAAAGGAUCAGCCAUGGAUUUUACAAAACCCACACUGAACAAAGAGAAAAGAAGCGACUAA
This is a messenger RNA of Pocillopora meandrina, 786 nucleotides long. NCBI's taxonomy places the organism in Eukaryota, Metazoa, Cnidaria, Anthozoa, Scleractinia, Pocilloporidae. The record is from the annotation of a GenBank genome assembly.